CCACUGAUUAUUCAUAAGAAGAAGAGACGUACCGGAGCGGUACUGGAAGAAACUCGUGAAUAAACUUAAAUAUUUGACACAUUCGUUGGUAGAAGCGGUGUUUUUUCGGACUGGGAGGUUAGAUAGGGGUGCUAAGCUGCUGUUCACGGUAGAGCGGCGGGUUAAGUGGCUGCAUUUCAGCUUUAACGUCGGACUGUGGUUAGUUAGCCUGCGGCUAACGGAGCUGCUAACCUCCUCGGUGUCUCCCUCCCGAUAUGGGCCGCGGAGACGGACCCACGAGGGACAGGACUCCUCUCGGACCUCCAGGGGAAGACGUACCUCCUUUCGAGAUGGGGCCGCCGGGCUGGGGCCCUCCUCCACCAGGAGGUUGGGGACCUCCGCCUCCCGGUGGUUGGGGACCACCGCCCCCAGACGGAUGGGGUCCAAGAGGCCCUCCGCUUCCAGACUGGGACCCUAGGGGACCCCCUCCUCCGGAAUGGCGUCGCCCUUAUGACUGGGGCCCAAGAGGUCCCCCACCUCCUGAUUGGGAUCCGAGACUUCCCCCACCCCCGGACUGGGACCCCAGAGGCCCCCCGACUCCUGACUGGGACCCCAGGGGUCCCCCUCCUCCAGGUUGGGGCCCCAGAGGCCCCCCACCCCCUGAAUGGGACCCCAGAGGCCCCCCUCCUCCAGCUUGGGGCCCAUAUCCUGAUGACUGGGUGCCUCCCCCAGACUGGCAGCGACCCCCGCAUUGGAGAGGCUGGGGUCCAGAGUGUCCUGACCCAUGGGGUCCGGGGGCCGUCUCACCUGUCCCUCCUGUUCCACCUGUCCCACCGGUCCUUCCACCUGGUCUACCCCCGCCCGGUCUACCCCCACCCGCUCCUAUUGGCAUCCCCCCUCCAGACCCUGCGGCCGUCCCGCCUGUCCCUCCUCCGGGCUGCAUGCCUCCAUUUGGGUUCCCGCCCCCCUUCUCGGCCCCGGUUUGGACUGCCGAGCCAGUGGUGGAGGAGCCGAUGCCCAACCCGCCGCCUGACCAACCGGAGUGGAUCAAGGCUCUUAUUUCUGCUCCACCUGGUGACUCGACUCCAGUUGAGACUAAAAAAGACUCUGACGCCCCCGCCGUCACCAAGGCCGCGCCCUCUGACCCCACCCCGGCUGCUGCCCCCACACCUCCCGCCGCCCCGAAGCCUGAGCCCAGGUACACGGCCAAGGCGCUGGGGCUGCUAGGAAAGCGGACCUUCGAGAGGCCUCCACCCGGCAGAUCCACGGGGAUCAUCUCCUUCGUCGGGCCAACGUUCGGCUCCAUCGAGAGGGAAGACCUGGAGAAGUUCCAGUUCAGCUUCGAUGUCUUCUUUGGGAACCCCAAUGCCCUGACGCCCGGCGUCCGGGUCCACUUCACGGCCUGCAAGGAGAAGAACCGGGCCGUGGCCACGGAUGUGAAAGUGGCUCCGGGGGGAACGGAGAACGUGGAUCCGGAGAUCUACGAAGCCGUGGUCAGCCAGGCCAUCGAGGAGCCGCAGCCCGGCGACCGGCAGUACCCCGGCCAGGUGCACGUCACCCUGGGCAUGGUGCGGACCAACCUGGCGUUUGAGAGGAAGGACAGCACAGUGACGCUGCUGAAGGACGAUCAGGUGCUCAUCAACGUUCUGACCGACAUCGUCACGGAGAAACGGCGAGCCACCAACAUCAGACCCAAGAUCCCCGCCACCUUCGGCUCCACCAGGGAGACCAGGGAGAAGGGUGUCAUUGUCAGUCUGAAGGAAAACGAAGGCGUCAUUCAGUCAGAAGAACACGGGGAGCUUCAGUUUGAGACCAGAGAGAACUUGAGUGAUGUGGACUUCACUGAGGAGGACAUCAAUGAGGAGGUGGAGUUCACGGUCCUGCCGCUGAGAGGGGGGAAGCGGGCCGUCAGGAUCAAACGAGUCAAAGAGCCCCUCCUCCUGACACUCUGUGGUGCCUCUAGCUCCGCCCCCGAGGAACUGGACAGCACCAAUGGGGAGAAGGUCUCUCUGGGCCACGACCGGACAAAGUCCAAGUCCAGGGAGGAGCUGGAGCCUCACAUGGUGCUGGACGCAGAGCUCUACGAGGGCAUCGUCAGCCAGACCAUCAUCGAGCCCAAGGAGACCGUUCCCGGAUAUCCGGGUCAGAUCGCCGCCAACAUUGGCCCCCUCAGGACCAACGUGACCUUUGACCACCGGGACUGUUCGGUGACUCUGCUGAAGAACGACCAUGUCCUGAUCAACCUGCUGAUCAACACCUUGACCAACAAGAGGCGGGCCGCCAACAUCCGGCCCAAAAUCCCCUUCACCUUCCGCUACACCAAGGAAGUCCGCGAGGAGGGAACCAUCGCCUCGCUGGGAGAGAAGGAGGGGGUCGUCAGCUCCACCAAGCACGGCGACUUGCCCUUUGACCUCUGCGAAAACUUCAGCGAUGCGGAGUUCGACUCUGACGAUGUGGGAAAAGACGUGGAGUUCACAGCGACCACGGAGAAAGCCGAGGUCAGAGCGAUCCGGCUACGGAGGAUGAGGAAGAGCAAGGCGGCCGAAGACAAGAUCCUGCAGGAGCAGAAAGCCCGCGAGCUGGAGGAGCGCCAGAGGAGGGAGGAGGAGCGCAGGCAGGAGGAGGAGGAGGCCGAGAGGAGGAGGAAGGAGGAGGCGGCUGCUGCUCUGGCAGCUGCCAAAGACAAGUGGACUCCGUUUGGCUUCAGGUACCGAGUCGCCGACUCCAUGCUGGAGGUCAGCAGGGAGCGCUUCCAGGGCACCGUGCUCAAAGCCAUCUGCAGGAGCCCUCCCAAGGAGCCGCGGGACGAGGACGAGGCCAAGCAGGAGGCGGAGCAGGAGGAGGCAAAGGAGGAGACGCAGGAGGCAGAUGUGAAGGAGGAGGAGGUGGCGGCGAAGGAGACGCAGCCGGUGCAGGAGGAGAAAGGAGGCACUGAGGUCAAGCAGGAGGAAACGGAGGACGGCGAGCAGCAGGAGGCGACGGGACUGACUGGGGGGAAGGAGAUGAAGCAGGAGGAGGAGGAGCAGCAGAUCGGGGCCCCCAGCCCGCCGGCCCCCGAGGUGGGUCGGUUGGUGAUGACCGUGGACGGCCGGCAGAAGCAACUGACCUUUGGCCCCAAUGACCUGCUGACCCUGGCCACCAUGCUGGUGGGAGACAAGGUCCGCUUCAGCCUGGCCACGCACCGCCUCACCAAGGAGGAGCGCGCCACCUUCAUCGAGAUCCUCCCCGACUCCUUCGAGGAGUCCACGGAGCAGCGGAUGCACGGCAUUGUGAUCGAGUUCUCUGAGAACUCUGGACUCAUCAAGUGUUCGGAGAGCCCUCAGCUGUUCUUCAAAAUGUCCGAGGUGGUGGAGAAGAAGAAGCUGGAGCUGAACGAGAAGGUGGAGUUCAGCGUCGUCCCGCAUCCGACAGCAGACGGCGGGAAGCAGGCCAUCAGGAUCAAACGCUUCACGGAGAAAGUUUUCCUCCCGGUUCGCAAACUGAGCGGCGUCGGAGCAACCAAAGGGAAGAUGACCAUCAAGUUGGCAAAACCCCCCGAUGGAGCUGAAAACCAGAAACCAGAGGCAGACAAACAGAAGGCCGUGUUUAAAACAAUAAAGAAGGACACCAGUGUCUCCCGCCACAAGUACCGUCGCAGCCGGAGCCGGAGUAAGGAGCGGAGCAAAAGUCGGAGUCCGUCCAAAGAUCAGUUUGGCCGCGUUGUGAAAAAGAGACGCAGCGCGAGCGUUGACCGAGAACGCAGCAGCAGGCACAGACGAAGCCGAGAGAGGUUGAGCAGGCGCAGCCGCAGUCACAGCGGCAGCCGCAGCAGGAGCCGCAGCAGGAGCCGCAGCAGAGAGAAAAGCUCCAAGAAGAGAAGCAGGUCCAGCAAAGAGCGGGAGGACAGCCACCGCAGAAGGCCGAGCCCGCCGCCACGGCGAGGCGUGGUGGUAGAUUCCGAGCUGGCGAGGAAGAAACGAGAGCUGGAGGAGCUUAACGAGAUGAUCGCCUAUAAGAAGUCUCUGGUUGACCCCAGGGGGCUGGAGCCUGGAGGCAGGACCUGCAUCGACUACGACCACGGCAGGAUCAGCAUGCCUCGCUCAAUUCUCAAGAAGCGCCCAGAAGAACCAGAUUACAUCCGGCCUCCCUAUGAUGACCCUUACUAUGACCGUCCGUACGGUCCGUUCCCAGGCCGCCGCUACGGCGACCCGUACCCUCACCCGUACGCAGACCGGCCGUACGCAGACCGACCAUUCGACAGCCGUCUCUAUGGUGACCCUCCCUAUGGCGGAGCCCCUUCUUCCAGCCAUCGCUACACUGACCGGUAUGACGUGUACAAUGAGCAUUACGACAGUCACUUCUACGACCCUGCGUACAUGGAACGCCCCUACGAUCCUUACCCACCGGUAAAACGAAGUAGAUCUCCAGAACCUCGUGGCUCUUCCCCACAUUCUCCACCUAGCCAAGAUGCCAACGUCUCUGCUAAACCCUUGACUCACUCAGUCUCCACUUUCAGACCUCCGUCUCCCAUCGACUCUCCUCCAAGAACACCUUCUCCCAAACGAAAGUUCACACCUCCCCCGCUGUCCCCACCGGCUCAGAAACCCCCUCUGCACCGAUUCCUUGACAUGCUCAACAAGAAGGCAGUUGCUGAGAAGAGCUCAGAACCGUUGGAUGUUACAGAUGACCUCCUGCCUCAUGAGCGAGCCCUUCAGGAUGGCAAAGGCUUCUCUCGGAUUGUAGGUCUGGCUCAAGAGCACCCCAGCAGCACUCUGGUCCACGAAGUGGCGAUCAAGCAGCCAAACUCCAAUCAACCCUCAGUGGAGAAAACGGGUGAUUGCCAGAAACCAGAACCCUACGAUAAGAUACAAAGUCUGCUGCGUUCAAUUGGCCUCAAGCUGAGCUCUGGAGAGGUUUCCAAACUGGCCAAUAAAGCUCAGGAGAAAACCUUGAGCUUUAAGUCGUCAUCGAUGGAAAGAGAGACGUUUCCUAAGGAAGAGUUGCGGAGCGGCAGGACUGGUUCUGUGGAAAUGGAUCAUAUCCAUUCUCCCUCUCCUGCUAGAUCUUCCAGCAUUGAACCGCUCAGCAAUCAGAAGCCGGCCGUUUCGGAGUAUGAGAAAUUCUUUGACCAACAUGAGUUUGAAGUGCGAAAGAAGGUGCAACAUCUGCAGAGCCAUAACAAGACGACGGGGAGCGCACCACCCACCAUAUCCUCUCCAAAGCCUCCUCCAGGGCCGCCUCCUGCCCACUACCAGCACCCAACCCCCCCACACAACUGGCCUUUUGGUAUCACCACCACAGCCCACGGCCCUGAUGCCCCAGCUGCAGCCGCCCAGGCCCACCCCAGGCUGCUGCGUCCCCCAGGCCCUCCACCGGGGCCUCCUCCACGGCGCCAAGCACAGCACCCUCCUGGUCCUCCGCCCCAGCGCCCGGCCGCACUGCCUCCUUUCACGACAGCCUCCACUCAUACGGUUCUUCCCUUCAUUGGCCAAGCCAGUCCCACUUCAGCCGCCAGUGGGGCCGCCUCCUCACAGCCCGCACUCACUCCCACCAUGUCACCAGUAACCUCAAGUCCUUCAAGCUGCGACCAGUCGCCCAUGUCUACCACGGUGGUGCGCUGCUUGAACCUGAUUGAGACUGUAAAGUCUCUGAGCACCCCGCCAUCAGCCAAACCUGUUAAAUCUGUCCAGUUCAGCUUACCUUCAGUGUCGUUCAGCAGCUCGCCGCCCUCACUGGAGACAGACGACGACAUCAAGGCCAAGCAGAAGGAGAAGCUGGAUUUGUAUAAUCAGAGGCUUCUGGAGAAGAGGGAACAGGAGUACAAAGAGAGACUUACCCUCAGGAGACAAGGAGAGAGGAGCAAAGAGGGUCCGCCGGUCCCGGCAGGUAAACCAAUCAGUAGCGAGCCCAAGAACGUUUGGAUCUGUGGCCAUUCACUUGUGUACUGGGCCGAGUCGCGGGCCAAGUCUCCAGAGGUAGGUAUGCAGCUGGGCAUGGACCCCAACAAGGUGACCAUCUGGUGGAAGGGUAUCCAGGGCAUGACCUGGUCCCAGCUGUUGCCCCAGCUCCACCAGCUGAAGAUCACCUGGCCCAACCCGGACGCCCUGAUCGUUCACCUGGGAGGGAACGACCUGAGCACCGAGAGCCCCACUAACCUGCUGGCCUCCGUCAAGAAGGACAUGGCCUCCAUACGGAGCAUCUUCCCACACUGCCUCCUGGUGUGGUCCGACAUCCUCCCUCGCCGGGUGUGGCGUCACUCGCCAGACAGCUAUGAAGUGGAUCUGGUUCGCACCACUGUGAACCGCAGAAUCCACAGCAUUGUGUCGGAUCUGGGCGGCAUCUCGGUGAACCAUGACAACAUCCGGUGCGGCACCAACACGGGGCUGUACCGGGGCGACGGUAUCCACCUGUCGCCUAAAGGCAUUGAUGUUUUCAACCUGAACCUGCAGGAGUUUCUGGAGAAGUGGGAGCUGGAGGUGAACGCCCAGAAGGCUCCAGGGGUGUAGGCGUUAUUCUUUCUUUCACGGUUCUUAUGUCCCCCAGUAGCUAGCUAGUUGAGAUGAAUCUAAUUGAUGCUCCAUAAGGGCAGUUAUGUUGUAGUUUGACAGUAGAACCGUUUCAUUGUCAGCUGAAAUAUCCCAUCAUUAAUUUUAUGUAAUUUUCAGCAGAUGUCCACAGAUGAUACUGAUGUUUCCUCUGCAGGAAGUCUUCUGGUUUCCUUGUAAAACUGAAUAAAAGCAUUUAAUCAAGUUUCUCAAUGAAAUAAGUUUGUAGAAAAUGUAAAUAAAAACGGUUUUGAAUUGGUG
Molecule: messenger RNA, 6764 nt
Organism: Poecilia reticulata (guppy)
Lineage: Eukaryota; Metazoa; Chordata; Actinopteri; Cyprinodontiformes; Poeciliidae
Source: RefSeq, a predicted model, not a curated record